UAUUUUUUUUUUGAUGACAGAUCGCGAUGAUUUUUCUUUCUAUGGUACAAUAGCUAAAUCUUGGGUUUUGAUUUAUUAUAGGAAUUAUUAAAGAUUAAUCUCUGGGAAUUAUAUUUUCUUUCAGCAAAAUUUACAGUUUGUCUUGUCUCUGAUUAAAUAUACCAUAAAGAAUUAUUAUUCCUUUCAAGAUGAAAUAAAUAAGUUUCUAAAUCUUCUAACAAUGCAUAUAAUACAACUUUCUUUGUACGUUACAUUUGGUUUUUUAAUUUGGAUUUCUUCGACCAGGACUAAAUCUAAUACUGACAGAAAUACCCAACUGCUAAUGUACAAAGAUGGUGUAGUUGCUAGAGAAAAGUUUGUAUAUUUUAGCGUUGAAGAGGAAGGUGAUCUUGUACUCUCUUUGCAUUCAUUUGAUGGUGACGCUGAUAUAUACAUUGCUGAACAUCCAAAAGUGCCUACUUAUGAACCUGAUACCUAUGAUUUACAUGCUGCUACCUGUGGAGAAGAUGUUAUUGAGAUUCCAAAGAGCUUUAAACGACCUAUAAUAAUUGGAAUUUAUGGCAAUUCAAUCUAUGAAACAACCAAUUUCAAACUUAGAGUAGAAAGAAUUGAUAAUGACAAAUUCGAAAAAACCAGUUCCUCAGAUUUUGUUCAUCCACGCUCCACUCAGGAUGAGCCACAAAAGAACAAACCUGAUGGUUCCACAGCAAAUAAGCCAAAGAUUAAAGUCAACAAUAAAGUAGACCUUAAAUCUCUAUUUUUCAGUAUUCUGGAAGUUCUAGCCUCAGCAUUAUGAAAUUUCAUAGGAAGAUUUGAAAGCAAAGAAAUCGACUGUAAUUUUUUGUGAUAUUGAGUUAUUUAUUGUUCUAUAUAUUUUUAUACUGACAUCAGUGUUCUGAAAAAAGUAACUUUGAAAUAAUUUUUUGAGAUAGCAAGUUUUAAUUUCCCAAUUGUCUAUCUUUUUGGUAAUGAUAAAUAAAUUCAAUAUUUAUUCAGACAA
Molecule: messenger RNA, 1000 nt
Organism: Harmonia axyridis
Lineage: Eukaryota; Metazoa; Arthropoda; Insecta; Coleoptera; Coccinellidae
Product: UPF0669 protein v1g209471-like
Exons: 4
Coding region: 221-796 (191 amino acids)
Source: RefSeq, a predicted model, not a curated record